AGCGCGCGCGUACCCCGCCUCCAGCCCCGGAGCGGCUCGCGGCCGGCUCCGAGCCGCAUCGCUAGGUGCAGGGCAGCGCGGUGGCCUUUCCGCAGCCGAACGACAGCGGCGGCUGUUCCUCUGCAGGCUGCACUUCUUGCUGACAGCCUGGAGUUUCUGAAGGUUUCCUGGAGGAAGUGAGUUUGAGACAAAGAGGCGUGGACAGGCCGCUGGGCCAGCGGGUGCCAUCAUGUCAGAGAAGGUGAACAACUUCCCACCACUGCCCAAAUUCAUCCCGCUUAAGCCAUGUUUCUACCAAGACUUCGAGGCCGACAUCCCUCCUCAGCAUCUCAGCAUGACCAAGCGCCUCUACUACCUCUGGAUGCUGAAUAGCGUCACGCUGGCCGUGAACCUGGUGGGCUGUCUCGCGUGGCUGAUCGGAGGCGGGGGAGCCACCAACUUUGGCCUCGCCUUUCUCUGGCUCAUCCUCUUCACACCCUGCUCCUACGUCUGCUGGUUUCGGCCCAUUUACAAGGCCUUCAAGACUGACAGCUCCUUCAGCUUCAUGGCAUUCUUCUUCACCUUCAUGGCCCAGCUGGUCAUCAGCAUUAUCCAGGCUGUGGGCAUCCCAGGCUGGGGUGUCUGCGGCUGGAUCGCCACCAUUUCCUUCUUCGGAACGAACAUUGGCUCAGCAGUGGUGAUGCUCAUUCCCACCGUCAUGUUCACGGUCAUGGCUGUCUUUUCCUUCGUUGCCCUCAGCAUGGUCCAUAAAUUCUACCGGGGCAGCGGGGGGAGUUUCAGCAAAGCUCAGGAGGAGUGGACCACGGGAGCAUGGAAGAACCCGCACGUGCAGCAGGCAGCCCAGAAUGCAGCCAUGGGGGCAGCACAGGGUGCCAUGAAUCAGCCGCAGACUCAGUAUUCUGCCACUCCCAACUACACAUACUCCAAUGAGAUGUGAACCAGUCAAGCUGACCGGGAGCUGGCUGGGGGCCGGUGGGAUGGGGGCUCAAACCACAGGGUCUGUUGUGGUGACCAAGCAGGGUUCCCCCUUCCCUUUUUCUCCUCCCCCACUUUGUACAAAGAAUCAGAGUUAUAUAUAUAUAUAUGUAUAUGUACCACUCCUCCCCCACACCCUCUGGACUCUGUUCUCAGCACCCUGAGAGCUGGGGGCUGCACUCGGAGCUGUCCCGUGCGGCGGUAGUUGUGUCUGUGUCCCCUUGUGAAUAGUGUGCAGUGGAGGUCUCUUGUUGUUGUGGUGCUAGAUGUACGUUUAGAACUAAACCAGCCCCCCACCCUCCAUCAGGCUGCUCCGUCUGACCUCGGCCCUGAGACCCCUCAUGGGGCAAGGGGAGGCAUAGCAGAGAGCCUGGCCCCCUCCCAAGGUUAUGAGCUGAAACUGUUUCCAGUUUUGGUCUUCCUGGGAAGCAGCAGUAUUUAGCACUAGUGGGGAUGUUGGUGGGGAGGGUGGAGACCUGCAGGGGAUCUCCCCUUGCUCCUUUGGAUCUGGGUCUCUGCCCUCCCCUCCCACCUCCCACAACCUCCUUCUCCAUUUCUCUCUUCCUGCUUCCUGUGGUCUCUCUGCCUGCCCAGGGCUCCUCUCUUCCUCAUGUGGCAUUUCUUCAUCCUCCUCCAGGCUGAAGGUCCUACUUGUAUCUGCUCCUGAGACUGAAGCCCAUUCUCAGAUCCAGGAAGCAGACAGAGGACAGGGGAGUUGAGCCUGAGCCCUGAUGUGGGAGGGCACACAGCCAGAGAUGUGGAGCCCUCCUGGGCACCUGACCCGCAGGGGAUGGACAUGCAAGCCCGGGUCCUCUUUUCCCUGCCUUGCCUUCUCCGUUACUUCCCAGAGCCCCCUCGAGCCCCUCUGCCUGUGUCCCUCCCCACACUCGCAGCUGCUGUGGCCUGAUUCUCCUGCGCUACCCCUACUGUGUGCUAGGUGAUGUCUGCCAUCCACAGGGGCAGAUUGCACUGCCUUCCCUGAAGAGCUGGGUGGUGUCUGGGCAGUUUUCAGGUGUAAAGGUGCAGCUGUGUGCUUGCUAAGUCAUUUCAAUCAUGUCCGACUCUUUGUGACCUCUUGCGACCAGGCUCCUCUGUCCGUGGGAUUCUCCAGGCAAGAAUACUGGAGUGGGUAACCAUUUCCUACUCCAGGGUAUCUUCCUGACUCAGGUUUCCUGCAUUGGCAGGCAGGUUCUUUACCACUAGCGCCACCUGGGAAGCCCAAAGGUGCAGCUGGAACAAAGGAUCUGUGAAUAAUUACUGGUCUCCGAGUGAUGUCUGGUUGGCCCAAGCCCACUGGGGAGGUGCUGGGUGUCUCUGAAUGACCACUGGAUUCCUGGGAGCAAUAGCUGUUCUGUUUGGGUUUGAAGGGAUAGGCUCAGAGGACUGGUCCUGGAGGGGUGAGUCUUCUCCUCAGAGGAGAAGGUAGGCAGGACCAACUGAGAGGGGAUCAUGCAUCCCCCCUGCCCCCACACCCCCAGCUUGCUCUUGGGCAUAGGGCAAUUCUGGGCACUUGAACUCAAGGCCUAGGAAGAAGCACAGGCCCAACCCUGUGUGCAAGCACAAUAGCUGGAAUGUGAUUUCAGGUUAGGUGGGGUGGGAGGGGAGGUUCUCUGGCUCCUGUUUUUUAUCACAUCGAGAUUACUUGCUCCCCUCUGUCUACUGGACUUGAUUCUUAGCCCUUCCUCACCCCCAUUAGAACCCCCUUUUCUUUCCAGGACAGUGAUAGAGGACUGUGGGCCUGUUGUGUCCCAGGCAUUGUGAGAAUGUUGUUGGUAGAGGUCCUGGCUCUCUUGGAGGCCUGAAGAGGAGUGGGUUCUUACCCAUGGAGCAGCUGCCCAUUUUUCACUCGUCGCCCCUACCUCCCACCUGGGUGAUUUGGCUUGAAAAACCAAACUCCACCUGGCCACUCUGGGUGGCUCCAGCUUAGAACCCAGCAUCUGGAUUUCCAAGCACCAUCUGAGCUUUGAGAUCCAGGUACUUCAUUUUCCUACAAGGGGAACCAGGGCCUCUGGGAAGUUAUCUUCCUAAUGGCUGCUUAGGCUUGGGCCAGAGUGUGAUUGACUCUCUCCUCUACCACUUUCUCUUUGGAAAGCAGUUGUCACAGCCCCUAGUGACACAGCCCCGAAAAGAGACCCUAGGUCUAGGUUCUUCCCUUUCCUCUCUCCCCGCCCAGACCUCUGGCUCCCUUUCUCUUCCUCUCUUUGGUAACUCCAGGAGGCCUGUGGUCUAGCUGCCAGCACAGCAUCCUUGACCUGUUGGAUGCUCCCUCCCAUCAGCUUCCUGUCCUACCCGCCUUUGCUCUUUCCUGGCUCAGAUCUGUAUGGCCAUGCCCUGGCUCUGCCCUUUGGAAGACCUGCUAUACCUGCGUGUGGCCCAGCUUGUCGAGGCCCUGGGAUGCUGCAUCUCCAGGCAUCUAUGCACUUUCCUGGGGAGGGAACCGAAUGAGAAGUGGGGGCUGGGCACAGGUUCAUCUCUGCUGGAUGGUCUGGCUUGAGGGUGGGGUGCAGGAAGGCUGAGGUCAGUUCUAAGGUCAGGUCUUUGGCCAGUGACCUGCUUUUGCAUUCUGCUGGUGCCCACUGCCCCUCCUUGUUUCUGGGAAACACAGACCAUUCUCCAACUGGCAGUUGACCUGCCUGAGCCAAUGUGUCUGUCUGUGGUAACUGAGUGAACCAUAAUAAAGGGGAACAUUUGACCCUCUG
Molecule: messenger RNA, 3674 nt
Organism: Cervus elaphus (red deer)
Lineage: Eukaryota; Metazoa; Chordata; Mammalia; Artiodactyla; Cervidae
Gene: SCAMP5
Product: secretory carrier membrane protein 5
Exons: 8
Coding region: 230-937 (235 amino acids)
Biological process (GO): protein transport
Cellular component (GO): trans-Golgi network membrane; recycling endosome membrane
Source: RefSeq, a predicted model, not a curated record